ACAGGAAAGUAUGACCCACUUGAAGAAAUAAAAUAAAUAGACAGAGUUUCCUCCUUCCUGCUUCCGGCUUGGCGGUGAGCCACUCAACAUAUAGAAUUUAAAUCUUCUCUCAGAAGUGUAUGGUAGAGCUCAAGAAGACAACCAACCAAGGGUCAUCUGAAGUUCUGAUUGGCUCUCUGAUAACCCAGGACAAAGUUAGAGAGCACUGCUCCAGCAUAAGACCACUACAAAGAUGUUUGAUAUAAAGGCUUGGGCAGAGUUUGUUGUGGAAUGGGCUGCAAAGGACCCAUAUGGCUUCCUUACAACAGUUAUUUUGGCCCUUACUCCAUUGUUUCUAGCAAGUGCUGUACUGUCCUGGAAAUUAGCCAAGAUGAUUGAAGCCAGGGAAAAGGAGCAAAAGAAGAAACAAAAAUGUCAAGAAAAUAUUGCAAAAGCUAAACGACUAAAAAAGGAUUGAAGGAAUGAACAGCUGGUGCAAACCAGAAGAAAAUCGUUUGGAAAAUUAUGAAUUUGGAAGGGCCCCACUAGGGUUUCUUCUCUGGAUUUUAUGACAGUAUUAUUUAGUAAAGGAAGUCUGAGCUUAUGGAAGAAUCACGUUCUGACCUCUUAAUGUACUGUAGCAACUUUUAGGCUUUGGUGUAAAAGUCUGUGGACAGUUCUUGUAAAUUGGCAUUUAUUAUGCUACAAAUUCUUUAUAGGUGACCUAGUCAUUUGCCAUUUUGCAACUUAUAUACUGAAAUGAAAACAUCCUGUGGAGAAAAAUGACUUUUCAUUAUGAACUCCAUUCAAAUAAUGGCUUAAAAUAGGGUCCUGGUCUGGAUAAAGGAAAUUAAGAAUGUAAAAAUCAGAAUUGUCCUCUCUGAGUGAAAAGUAUGCUUUGGUUUAAAAGAGAUACAGUAAAUUAAUUACAUCUUUUAUCAUUGCUUAUUUCUUGGAAUAGAAUCAUUUCUGGCUUUCUCAAAGCAAAAUAAUGAGUACUUCUAUUUUCUGCAUUUUUCUGAUGCUAGCCUUUCAGCUACUGGUAAUUAUUGGUCAUUUUGCAUUUUUUAAAAUCUAAUUUUAUAAAGAAUUCUCUUAUUAUCUUGACUAUGUAGAAUACCACCUACUGGAUGUAACAAUUUUUGUACUUAUGGACACUGCCAUUUUCUUAGAUGACUCGUUGAAUAACACUAUGAUUUAAAGCUUGCAGUAAAAACCCCAAACCUUGUAGUACCUUGGAAGCAGUUUAUUUGUAC
Messenger RNA from Equus caballus (horse), 1235 nucleotides. RefSeq names its product small integral membrane protein 15-like. Lineage: Eukaryota; Metazoa; Chordata; Mammalia; Perissodactyla; Equidae. The record is from RefSeq and is a predicted model, not a curated record.